AUGGUCAUAUUAGCUUACGAUAGCUCCGAUGCGAAUUGUAAAUUUCCCUUGCGAACGAAAUCUUCAACACUAAAAGUGAUCACUGCUUUGGAUGUGACUGUGGUGGUACUUGCAAGUGGAUCUGCUAUUGCUUGCGGUCUCUUCAGCAUAAAGCCAACACAAGAGCUGAAUUCACGCUUAAACAAGAUCGACUUGGCCUUGCAUUCAUUUUCGAAUUUUAAAAACGACCGCAUCAAAUCCAUCAUAAUAGCCAUGGUUCCGUUAAUGUUUAGCGCAACGAUAAUGGGAUAUGAUUUCUAUGUGUGGAUAACACUUGAAUCGAAGAGUGGCAUAAAUAACUCAAUUAAUGAUGAAAAAGAGACACCAAAAAAUAGUAUGAAAAUCACUGCAGAAAAUAUUUCAACACUUCACGACAGUUGGAAUACUAAGUCGUUGCAUAAAGAAAGCUGCGUCAAAACACGGGUUGCCCUCUUGAAGUCACUUGCCGAUAACCAAGAAUCAUUGGGCAAAUGUGUGCAGAUUUUUUCCCGCACUUUUGGGCUUGCUAUACUUUUCAUUCUGGCUUCCUGCAUGAUGCACUUGGUGCUCGCGGCAUAUUUUCUACUUUUAGCUUUGCUGAGUCGGAAUGUAACCGAUUAUGUGUGGGAUCAAGUGAUUUGGAUCGUUUUGCAUAUACUCAGGCUGAUAUUGGUGGUGGAACCAUGCCAUAUCGCAACGACGGAGUCUAAGAAAACCAUAGAAAUUAUGUCCGAACUCAAGCGCGAAGUGAGUGAACCGCUGCUGAUAGAGGAGAUUAAAAAGUUAUGGCAGCAGUCUGUUGUUCUUGAUGUCAAUUUCUCGGCGCUAGGACUUUGUCGUAUCAGUAGAAAUAUAUUGACGUCGUUUAGCUCAGCAAUUGCUACAUAUCUUGUUAUUUUAAUACAAUUCCAAGAGUAGGACGAAUAAUGGACGCUCACGAAAUGGAUAGCCUAAUUUCGGCUGCACCAGAAAACGAAACAAAAACAAAAC
Messenger RNA from Rhagoletis pomonella (apple maggot), 1008 nucleotides. RefSeq names its product gustatory receptor for sugar taste 43a-like. The record is from RefSeq and is a predicted model, not a curated record. NCBI's taxonomy places the organism in Eukaryota, Metazoa, Arthropoda, Insecta, Diptera, Tephritidae. The transcript is spliced from 11 exons. The coding region runs from base 1 to 936 and encodes 311 amino acids. Gene Ontology annotation, cellular component: membrane; neuronal cell body; dendrite. Gene Ontology annotation, biological process: sensory perception of taste.